Messenger RNA from Triplophysa dalaica, 2138 nucleotides. RefSeq names its product mitochondrial ribosomal protein L17 (gene mrpl17). The record is from RefSeq and is a predicted model, not a curated record. The transcript has 3 exons. The coding region runs from base 203 to 703 and encodes 166 amino acids. Gene Ontology annotation, biological process: translation. Gene Ontology annotation, molecular function: structural constituent of ribosome. NCBI's taxonomy places the organism in Eukaryota, Metazoa, Chordata, Actinopteri, Cypriniformes, Nemacheilidae. Gene Ontology annotation, cellular component: mitochondrial large ribosomal subunit; ribosome.
UCACACAUGACAGGCUCACGAAGUCUCUGCUGUUUUGACUCGAAUAUAUAUAUAACUUGUGUGCCGAUAAUAGCUUAGAGUGGACGCAGUCGGUGAUCGUAGUACCGUGCGUCUGAGUUAUAUUUAUUUUGUAAUAUAUAACGUUAUAUAUCAGAGGUUUUUUAUUAUUAUCUGGGGUUAGUGUCCUUCACUUUUUCUCGCGAUGCGACUCACCUUGCGGGCGUUUAUUUCCCAUGGCCGGGUGGCCCGUAAAAUGGGUCUCGGACCAGAGUCCAGAAUUAACAUUCUUCGGAAUAUUCUCACAGGUCUGGUCAGACAUGAGAGAAUAGAAACAACUAAAGCCCGAGCCGAUGAGGUUCGCUUCUACGCUGAAAAAUUGAUUGAUUAUGCCAAAAAGGGGGAUACUAAUGAAAAGUCGAUGAAAAUGGCUGAUUUCUGGCUCACGGAAAAAGAUCUGAUCCCAAAACUUUUUAAAGUUCUUGCGCCAAGAUUCGAAAACCAGACGAGCUACACAUGCAUGGCCCGCAUUCCCAACAGAGAGAAUCUGGAUCGAGCUCAUAUGUCUGUACUGGAGUAUAAGGGCAACCCUUUUCCUCCCCUGUACCCCGUCAAACGUGUCAGUGAACUCAACAUAUUAAACCAACUUCUGAAAGGAUACAGAGAAGAAAAGGAUCAAAUGCUCCUUAAGAAAAAGGAAUUAUAAUCUUUAUGCGCUGUAUUUGUAUUAUAUUUCUGUAAUAAACCAGUACCUAUCAUCAAAAUAAUUAAAUUCAGUUAUGUUCAAAAAAUGUGUUUAUGGUUCUUCAAGUCCAACUUUCCUGUCCCCAGGUUUAUUUUUAAGUGUUGCCUCACUAACAACUAUAGCUGCAUGUCAUUGCUACAGCAUCUGGAUGAAAAAAGCAUUUGUCUCCAUUGAUAGCCAUUUAAAAUAUCAGUAUUUUAAACAAAUGCAUUUGUAUGCAUGCAGCCUUGAAACUCUAUCAUUCUGUUAUAUUGUAAAUAUUUAACCAUGCUUCAUGUCUGAGUCGGAGAUCCAAAGAAUUAUAAAUGAAAGGCAUAGGACUGUAUUUAUUCUGGAGGUGUUAUGCAUAUAUUUUAUAUGUCAGAUUUGUACAGCAGCUGAUGUAAACCACAGAGAUGAGAUUCCUCAGUUUUUUUAUCCAAAAACAAAACAGACAAAUGAGCCGUUAUAGUAAAACAAAGCAUUUUAAUUUGGCAAAAGGAGUAUGUACUGCCAAGUCAUUUGACACUUUAAAAUGCAUUCCAUUCAGUAUGAACAGUGCAACAGAAAUGUGCUUAACUUGAUCUCUCUGUGCUCCCCAAUGUGCUGUGCUAAUAUCAUAUAUUCAAAAUGUGUGCUCUCUCUCCCUUUGCUUUGUGUGCACACUCAUUCAAGAGAUGAAAAACCAUGCCUUUUAAAGGAAACUGUUUUUUGGUGGCUUCCAGUCAGCUCAAGUUCAGCAUGUAAAAAUGCAAUGGUUUAAAAUAAAUCCACUGAUUCAAGUUGGGUUCCCCUAAAAACAUGUUUGAAAUGUGCCGUUAUGUGCAUAACAGAAAUAUAUUUAAAACAGGUUCAUUUCAGAUGUAUUGUCUAAUGCAUAACAUUUGCCAAAAAAAUCUGGAAAAAAAUACAACAGUGGGGAGGGGAUUUUAACAGAUAAAACAUUUUAUCUGUUCAGUACAUUAUUAAAGGUGGCAAUAAUUUACUGUAUUGCAAUAUGGUUGCAUUUACAAGGGACACCAAUGGUAACCAAAUACUUGUAUAAACAGUAAAGUGCUCCAUGCAGUUAAUACAAAGUGUGUCGAAAGGGUAAUUAUAUUUCAUGGGAAACUAAAGUACACAAACAUUACGACAACCCUUGUAGACUGAUUGACAGCUGUGGGUCAACAUUUGUGUAAUAAAGUUGUAAAUUGAAUUCUGUCAUAACACUCAUACAGAGAUUAGUCUAGUACACAAUUAAUAAAACAUUUUGAAGUCUAAAAAUACAAUGUUAGAGGGUGAAGAUGUAUUUUCUGAAUUCCAUGAUAAAAUAAUACACUGUGGCCUUAUGGGACAAGAAUUUCAGUAGAAGCAUUUUGUCAAUUGUGUUUGCCUUUUCUCAUGUCAAAUACUGAAUAAAAUGCUGUUUUUAUCACAA